CGGCCGGUGCUGUUGGGAGGGGUGGGCAACAAACUGCCCCUCAAAACGCGACAAAACUGUUUGAAUAAAUUCAUUGACGAGUAUUUGACGUUUUGCGGGGAAGAGGAGGCAUUCAAACGAGGUUUGUCGUCCGAGAAGUCCGUAUACGACAGAAGCAAAACGGAGAACAUAUACAAAGUGUUUGCCGUCCAUGAGGUGAAGAAAAUACGUACCCAAUCGGAGUCCUCGAAGACCGGGUCAUCCCCACAGAAGCCGAUGACGGCCGACGAGAUGAAGCGAUUGGGGAACCGUGUGGUCAGUCACGAGGCGAUACUGAACGGCAAGAUUUCGGGCACUUUUAGUAUUGAAAAACGUCAGCAAAGGGUG
Messenger RNA from Oppiella nova, 366 nucleotides. Lineage: Eukaryota; Metazoa; Arthropoda; Arachnida; Sarcoptiformes; Oppiidae. The record is from the annotation of a GenBank genome assembly.